Molecule: messenger RNA, 1260 nt
Organism: Geodia barretti
Lineage: Eukaryota; Metazoa; Porifera; Demospongiae; Tetractinellida; Geodiidae
Source: the annotation of a GenBank genome assembly
CCACACUUUGAACCGCUGUGACAGAUCAGCAAGUGAGAGGCGGUCUGAGCUGGCACUACAGGGGCCGAGGUAAGGGAAAUUUAACCGUCGUUCACACAGGCAGAGCUUCCAGCUUCUGAGAUCGCCAAAACUAGGCCCCUUGUACAGACCUCGGUCUGAAUUGUAUGACUAACUCUACUCUCGCUCUCUUGCAGUGUAAACUUGUACCGCACGCCUCGCCAUCUGUCAGGGAAACCCGAUUCUCUGCCCGUGACCGGAUCGGCUACCUGCAAUCGAAAUCGGAGACGUGGCCUUCUGUGCACGAUUCCGAGGAUAAUUGUGGGCUAGAAGGAGGAGCAAGUUUUGUAAAGCUCAGGAAAGUCCUCCCCAUCACUAUACAAUGGCAGAUGCCAAGGAAUCGGGGGGAAGGUUUAACUCGAAGCAGUUGGGUCUGCGAAUCCAGAAAAAGGUCAUCGGGAAAGUCACCAACAAAACGAUCGUGAAAUCUUUCAUCGACGACAACCUAGCCUCUCUGCUGGACACGCUGCACUUGAUUUUGAAACUCGAGCUUGCGGACCACAAAAAAGCCGACAAAGUCAUCAAAAAUCUCAUCAAAAUCACCGUCAAAAUCGGUCUCCUGUACAAGAACAGCCAGUUCAACGGCGAAGAACUGGCGCUGGGGGUCAAAAUACGGACCAAAUUCCGACAUGCCGCGCUGACUGUAAUAAGCUUCUCGCAGGUCGACUUCAGCUACGACCGUCCGUUUCUCGUCAAGUUGGUGGCCGACAUCGGAGAGAUGCUUCACAGACUGGUCGAGCGACACCUCACCACAAAGUCCCACCAACGAAUCGACUCUGUAAUUUCGGCUCUCGGGAAAGCGGAGACUUUGGACAAGGUUUUUUUGCCCGACGGAGAGUACCACGCUCACUUAGAGACCAUAUCGAAAGUCUUCGACAAGGUUGUGGACGCGGAAUGGUAGCGCCGGUUGCUAGCGGAAGAACACGACACAGUCUAUAUUAUGCUUUCUCAUGAUUAUGAAUUCGCCAUUUCUAUAAUAGUUUUUUUGCACGGCUAAAUGUCACAAUGGUGUGUAUGUAUGUAUGUGUAAGUGGGCAUGAGAUUUAUUAAUUUUGUAUCGUGUGUGGCUGACAUCAGUAUUAUAUUCUUUUAUUAACUUCACCCAAUUGUUUUUCGUGGUCAACUUUAAUUUUUAUACCCUGCAAUUAAAUUGAAAUUGAAAGUAAUUUUUUAUGCAAUAGCAGAAGACGCGGCUGCAAAAUG